Messenger RNA from Gracilinanus agilis (Agile Gracile Mouse Opossum), 1041 nucleotides. RefSeq names its product oxysterol-binding protein-related protein 7-like. Gene Ontology annotation, cellular component: intracellular membrane-bounded organelle; perinuclear endoplasmic reticulum; cytosol. The transcript has 8 exons. Lineage: Eukaryota; Metazoa; Chordata; Mammalia; Didelphimorphia; Didelphidae. The record is from RefSeq and is a predicted model, not a curated record. Gene Ontology annotation, molecular function: cholesterol binding. The annotation marks the transcript as partial.
CUUCCCUUCCCUUCCCUUCCCUUCCCUUCCAUCUCUUCCCUAGAGCUCUCCGAAUGCCAGGGGAAACUUCAGGAGCUGCAUAAACUUCUCCAGAGCCUGGAGUCCUUGCACCGCAUCCCGUCUGCUCCUGUCAUCUCCACAAACCAGGCCUCAGGGACCACUGAGAGACCCAAGAAGGGGAAGAGAACCAGUCGCAUGUGGUGUACCCAGAGUUAUGCAAAGGAUGACACCAUUGGAAGGGUGGGCCGUCUUCAUGGCUCAGUUCCCAACUUGUCUCGAUACCUGGAAUCUCGGGAGCCCUCUACUCCCCGAGGGCUGCCUCCCACGGAUUAUGCCCACCUGCAACGGAAUUUCUGGGUCCUGGCACAGAAGGUGCAUGGUUCUCUCAGCAGUGUCCUGGCUGCCCUCACUGCUGAAUGGGAUCGUCUUCGGGCCAGUCACCAGGGUUCAGAGAUGCAGAGACUAGGGGUCUCUGAGGUUCCAGCUGGCCAGAGGCGCCCCCACACCCUGUCCAUCUCUUCUGACACCACAGCCGACUCCUUUAGCUCCCUCAACCCUGAAGAGCAGGAGGCUCUAUACAUGAAAGGUCGAGAGCUAACCCCUCAGCUUUCCCAGCGAAGUGUCCUAUCUCUGGCAGACUCCCACACAGAAUUCUUUGAUGCCUGUGAGGUUUUUCUGUCUGCCAGCUCUUCAGAGAAUGAGGGCUCAGAGGAAGAGUCCUGCACCAGUGAAGUCACCACCAGCCUGUCAGAGGAGGUGCUGGACAUUGGGAGCACUGAGCACUGCCAGAAAGGCAUCUGUAUUCCAGAAGGAGCUGGGGUACCCCCUCGGCGGCGCUGCCUCCCUGCAGCCAGCGGCCCCGGAACCGACGUGAGCCUGUGGAACAUUCUGCGUAACAACAUCGGCAAAGACCUGUCCAAAGUAUCCAUGCCCGUGCAGCUCAACGAGCCCCUCAACACGCUUCAGCGGCUCUGUGAGGAGCUUGAGUAUAGCAACCUGCUGGACCAGGCGAGCCGCACGCCGGACCCCUGCGAGCGCAUG